AUGCAACAUAGUCGAUCUAUAGUUGCUCUUUUGAGUUUUAUUAUCGUAAGUUUCUUAUGUGUAAGUCAAAUUGAAUCAACACCAUUAGAUGAUUAUGUUCAUGCACCUGAUCCAAAUUAUGGAUGGAUAGUAAUUCGUACUUAUGAACAACCGGAUUAUGUUUUAUAUAUUCUUAAUUUUACAUCACAAAAAUGGUUAGAUGAAACUGUUACUGAUCAUCCUAUUUGGUGGCAUUAUUUAUGUAUUUCAGUACCACAUAAAUUAACACGACCUAAUAGUGCAUUUAUGAUAAUCGAUGGUGGUCAUAAUACUGAUGGAAUACCUAAACCACAAGAUAAUCUACUUGCUUUAACAUCAAUGUUCGCAGUUAGUACUGGAAGUAUAGGUAUUCAUUUACAAGAUGUACCUAAUCAAGCAUUUCGUUUUUGGGCCGAUCCAUCAAAUCGAACUCGUAGUGAAGAUGGUCUUAUUGCAUGGACGUGGAAAGUAUUUCUUGAAAAUCCAAAUAAUCCUUACAUACUUCUUCGUAUGCCAAUGACUAAAGCAUCAGUUCGUGCUAUGGAUGCUGUUCAAGAAUUUGCAGGAAAAUUAGGUGUUGCUGUUCCAAAAACAUUCGUUAUUGGUGGUGCUUCGAAACGUGGAUGGGCGACUUGGACAACAGCUGCCGUCGAUAAUGUACGUGUAGUUGCAGCAGUACCCAUUGUAAUGGAUAUUCUUAAUCUUCAAAAAAAUAUGCAUCAUCAUUUCCGAUCUUUAAAUGGAUGGACUUUUGCAUUUAAUGAUUAUUAUGCAUUAAAUAUAACACUAAAUGUUGAUGAUCCAAAUUUAAAUAAAAUGGGAGAUAUUAUCGAUCCAUAUAAAUAUUUUGAUCGAUAUAAAAAUAUGAAAAUAUUACAAAUUCAAACAGGUGGUGAUGAAUUUUUUCUACCUGAUAAUGAAGAUGCGUUCUGGGGUGAUUUACAAACAGCUACAGGUGGUUCAUUUAUAAGACGAUUACCAAAUGCUGAACAUUCAUGUGCCGGUCAUGAAAUUAGUCUUUUUUUUACAAUGCGAAGUUUCUAUUUGAGUAUUUAUGAUAAUCGACCAUUACCUUCAUUUAAAUGGACAAAAACAUCAAACAAUACACAUGGUUAUAUUCAAGCUACAGUUGAUUUCAGUGUUGGUCCAAAACCAAUUAGUGUUCUUAGUUAUCAUGCUCGUACACUCAAUGAUAAACGUCGUGAUUUUCGUCUUGUUAUCGGUGAUCCAAAUCAUCCAGGUAAAGCUAUUGCUAAUCCCGUUGUUUGGUUAAAAGGAGAUGUGGUCAUUGAGGCACAAACACCAACAACUAUUGUUUAUUCAGUAACUAUUGCAAAUCCAAUGAGUGGUUGGGAAGCUUUUUUUAUUCAAGCUAAUUUUCCUGGUCCAGAUGGUACAGCACUUGAACUUACAACUAACACACAAAUUAUUCCAGAUACAUAUCCAACAGGUGAUUGUUCUGGUGCAAGUUGUCGUGGUACACUUGUUUGA
This is a messenger RNA of Adineta steineri, 1509 nucleotides long. Lineage: Eukaryota; Metazoa; Rotifera; Eurotatoria; Adinetida; Adinetidae. The record is from the annotation of a GenBank genome assembly.